CUUCCCCCCUGCUCUCUCGCACCCUUCAUUGGAUCCAUAGUGUCCUCUCUCUCUGUCUCUCUUUCUCUCCUUUGGCUAUACUAAGUCUUUUCUCAACCGGGGGGAAAAAGGUAACAUCUCAAGCAAGAAAACUUCUCAGAGAACGCUUCACAUCUUCUGCCUCUGAGAAAGCCUCAUUUACUGCUUUUAAAGAUCCACACUAGAGAGAGUUUCCACAACAUUCAACAAGACUUCCUUUCCUUCUCUACAAAAAUACAUUUUGAAAAAGAUUAAAAAAAGAUGGAACUUCAGAAACUGUCAAACGGACACCACCAUGACUUUCAGCCUCUAGAGGAUGGAUUGUCACCAGAGCAAGAGGAAUUUUUGCCGCAUAAAAGCAAUGGGAAAAAAGCACCUCAGUUUACAGAUUUUGAAGGGAAGACUUCAUUUGGGAUGUCUGUGUUUAACCUCAGUAACGCCAUCAUGGGCAGUGGAAUUCUGGGUCUGGCGUAUGCCAUGUCCAACACUGGUAUCGUUCUCUUCCUAUUCUUGUUGACAUGCAUCGCUAUUCUUUCGUCAUACUCUGUCCAUCUCCUCCUGAGGAGUGCUGGAGUUGUGGGUAUCCGUGCAUAUGAGCAGCUUGGCAAUCGAGCAUUCGGACACCCUGGAAAAGUACUGGCUGCGGUUGUCAUAACAAUGCACAACAUCGGAGCAAUGUCCAGCUACCUCUUCAUUGUGAAAUACGAGUUACCUUUGGUCAUUCAGGCCUUUUUGGGCCUUCAGCACAGCAGCGGGCAAUGGUUCCUCAAUGGCAACUACCUGAUCAUCAUUGUGUCCAUCUGUAUUAUUCUACCACUUGCCCUGAUGAGACAGCUUGGGUAUCUGGGCUACACCAGUGGUUUUUCUCUGACAUGCAUGGUUUUUUUCCUCAUCUCGGUCAUCUAUAAGAAGUUCAGCAUCCUGUGUCCACUGGAGGCAUUCAGUAAUUACACCACAGUCAAUGCUUCUAUAGAUGGAGAAUGUGAGGGCAAAUACUUCACCAUCAACCAGCAGACGGCCUACACGGUUCCCAUCUUGGCUUUUGCUUUUGUGUGCCACCCUGAAGUGCUGCCAAUCUACACUGAGCUGCGCAACCCCACUAAGAGACGCAUGCAGGCCAUUGCCAAUGUGUCCAUCUUGGCCAUGUUUGUAAUGUAUCUGCUCACUGCCAUCUUUGGAUACCUCACCUUCUACGCUAAUACAGAGGCGGAGUUGCUGCACACCUACCAUAAAGUGGACCCGCUGGACACUCUAAUCCUGUGUGUUCGACUGGCAGUGCUGGUGGCCGUCACACUGACUGUUCCUGUGGUGCUUUUCCCAAUUCGUCGAGCUCUGCUGCAGCUGCUGUUCCCUGAGAAGCCUUUCCAUUGGGUUCGUCACAUCUGCAUUGCUCUGUGCCUCCUCUUUCUCGUCAACCUGCUCGUCAUCUUUGUGCCCAACAUCCGAGACAUCUUUGGAAUCAUUGGGGCCACCUCGGCACCAAGUUUGAUCUUCAUUCUCCCGGGGCUGUUCUAUAUCCGCAUCGUUCCAAAAGACCAGGAACCAAUGAACUCAAGACCAAAAAUCCAGGCUGCCUGCUUCUCAGCUUUGGGUUUCAUCUUCAUGUCCAUGAGCUUAACCUUCAUAGCCCUGGACUGGAUCAGUGGAGAGAACCGCAGUGGAGGGGGACACUGAUCCCCAGCCACGAAAACAAAGGGGGUCCAACACGCCUGCUCAGCAGAACGCCAUCGAGCUGUCCUCUCCCACCAAACCCAGCAAGGAGUCCGAGAGAACAGCGAAAAAAAUGAAAAAAAAAGUCACUGAUAGGCUGGACCCAUCUCAUCUCUGGACUCUCGCCCCACUGAGUGAGGAGAGGGCCCGCUUGCCGCCAUAUUUAAAAUUAGAAAGAGAAACGUCCUGUGGUGGAGGAUCUAGGCAGAUUAUGAUGAUGUCAUGCCCUCCUGUGGCAGUUUUCUCAGAUAAAGAUCAUGCAUACAGUCAUUUGCUUUUUUUCAGUACAGACAAAUGGCUAUUACAUUUCUGCUGGAAAAUGCUUAUAGAUUGUACCAAAUUCCAAAGGUUGUUGAGAAGCAGCUGUAAGAGAAAGGACAGUCCAAAGAAAGUAACUGGAUAGGCUUUUUUGUAACCUUUUGCAAUGAAAACAGGACAUAACCAUGUUCAUGUUUCUCCCACUACAGAAAAAUUCUAACUUUUACUGAUCCUGUCAAAUCUUGGCUAAAAGUCAAAGAUGGAAGCAUAUCAUAUUUCCGUUUAUUUGUUCAGACACACUACAAUUUGAUCCGACAACAUUAAUUUCUACAUCAUAUCAAAAUGGUGUUGGUAAAGGCUGAGCUACAUCUCUGAACUAAGUCGAGUCUCAAGUAUUGAUAGCAAAAAACAAAACAUAUGUGAUCAACUUUAAAGCCACACUCAGGGUUUUAAAAAGCCAUACGUGUUUGCAAAACUCUUGGGUAGAACUCCUGUAAAGUGUUUGAAGUGCCAAGUACAACUGCCAUACCUCAUUUUGACUCCAGAGUUUACAAUAGCAAUGGCAAAUCAUCCUGUGUCUUGAAAAAAACCAAAAGCCUAAUGGCAUUCAGGACUCAGGCUACGAACUUUGCAGCUGUUUUUCUGGAGUGCAAAACACUCCUAAAUCCAUCUUUACUAUUCAGUGCAAGGGUGACCAGUUUGUCGUUGAUCUAAAAUCUCUGAUUGUGGCUUUGAACUUGACUGAACAAGGUAGAAAUUCAUGUACUAAUUAGUUUUAUACAAUUUAGCACAGCUUUUUUGUUUGUUUGUCUGUUUGUUUGUUCAGGAUUACAUUUCAUUUGCAUAACAAGCUGGAGGUACGACUCGUUUUCACAUAAUGCUGAACCAAUGCUUCAAACGAAUGAUGUGUGGAUGCAAGUCCAUUCAUUCUCUUCUAAGGUGCUAAUUUAUAACGUUGCUUUCCGCACAGGCUACCACAAGCGAUAAAACCAAACCAAUGGAUCUAAAUGGAUGACUGAAGCUCAGUACUACUGAGCUGAUUUUGUCGAUGUUGUCAACACUCCCCCGUUGGACUUUCAGUGCAAUCAUGUUGGUGUUUCUGAGCCCAAAUCAGAUUCCAAGUUUUUGAAAUUGUUUUAUGAAAACAAUCAGAAGGAAAAAUGAAACAAUCUGACCUUCUUUCCUUUUUAACGUUGAGCCAAUAGGAUAGACCAGGUGUUUUUUGAAGAACAAAAGGGAAGGCUAUGUCAAACUGUGUCCUAAACUGCUUUUCCUCUUGGUCUAGAGAACACUGUGAAUUCAAUGCUUCUUUGUGAAAUACAAUUUCGGAAGCAGUUCAAAAAUCUUCACGAAAUAUGAUGAGAGACACUUUUGAAUGCUUGUUUCAAUUUAAUAUGCUUGCUCAAAAAAGUAAAUAAAAAAUGAAAAAAAAAUAAAUAAAUAAAUAAAAUGAAAAAAACAAAAAAAGACAAUGCAAAAGCAACUCACCCUACCAAAGUGGUGCACAUACAACUAUGGCCUGACUGCUCCUUAUAAGGGGGGGUGUAUUAGAAUAACUUUCUAUUUAUAAGUAACUUCCAGGCACUUCUAUCUGUUAAGCACAGCAAAUACACUGAAGCACUCCUAUAAUCUGCACACGUUAUUACUCUAUCAGUAAUAAAGUGUGUAAACUGUCCAGACUAGUCGAGUGCACCUGUAUCUUAUCUCCACUGAAGUGUCCAGGAAGUUACUCCUACCGUUCUAAGCUAACAGCAUCUUUGUUCCUCAUUUCACAGCGGGGCUGAGGCGCAUUGGACAUCUCUUGUGUAGUCAUCUGCUGUUAGCUUGGUAGGCCAUGUCAGUGCCGCUGAACUUGUGCAGUUUAUCUUAAACAUGCAGGCUGUGCCAGUUCUGCUGUUAUUUUCUAUACAUUUUGCAUUUGUGGUGAAUAAAGUGCUCCAGCAGCUCGCCUCAGUCUUUCUUUUUAACUUGUUAAACAAGUACUGAAGUUUCUGUACCCUAACUUUGCCACCUUCCUAUUUUUAAACCCAUUAACAGGAACCAUCGAAGAGUUGCCUGCUUUUUAUUAGCAAUCCUGUCAAUAAUAUUCAUGUUGUUUUACAUAUUCUUUGCAUACUUUGAGUCAGUUAUAGAAAAAUUGGGGAUGUUUUUCCUGACAACUUUAUUGUGACAUCCACUGACGCCAAAGACACUCUGCAGCUGAAGAAGUUCCAACUUUCAAUAAAGAUGAAUUGUAAGUGA
Messenger RNA from Colossoma macropomum (tambaqui), 4227 nucleotides. RefSeq names its product solute carrier family 38 member 5b (gene slc38a5b). Gene Ontology annotation, molecular function: L-glutamine transmembrane transporter activity; glycine transmembrane transporter activity. The record is from RefSeq and is a predicted model, not a curated record. Lineage: Eukaryota; Metazoa; Chordata; Actinopteri; Characiformes; Serrasalmidae. The coding region runs from base 280 to 1692 and encodes 470 amino acids. The transcript has 16 exons. Gene Ontology annotation, biological process: L-glutamine transport; L-histidine transmembrane transport; glycine transport.